AUGGGCAUCCAAGAAGAGCCCUCUCUUCGGAGCUCGGAGAAGGCCGAACAAGUCUCGGAUGUCGAUGAGAGCUAUGGCGUCUACGCACAGCGCCCCGGAGAGGAAGUCAGCCCGGCGGAAGCAAAGAGCGUCCUUCGCAAGAUCGACAUUCGAUUGAUGCCGAUUUUGUUCUUGCUCUACCUGUUGCAAUACCUCGAUAAGAAUGGCAUCAAUUAUGCCAGUGUCUAUGGCUUGCAGAAAGGGACGAACCUUCAUGGGGAUGAUUACUCUUGGUUGAGCUCGAUAUUCUACUUUGGGUACAUGGCUGGCCAGUUCCCGGGUGCCAUCCUGAUGCAGAAGCUUCCAACGGGCAAGUUCUUGUCCAGCACGGUCUUGUGUUGGGGUGUCAUCCUCAUGACGACUCCAGCUUGCCAUAACUUCGCCGGUAUGGCCGCCAACAGAUUCCUUCUGGGCUUCGUCGAAGCAGCAGUCAACCCCGGUUUCGUCAUCCUGAUGGGAAUGUGGUACAAGUCUUCGGAGCAACCACUUCGUCUGGAAUCAUACUACUGCACCAACGGCAUCGCGACCAUGUUCGGUGGUCUUAUAGGUUACGCCAUCGGCCACAUCAACAGCGGAUUGCCCAAGUGGAUGUACGUUUUCAUCAUCUUCGGAGCUUUGAGCUUCUCCGCUGGUAUCUUGUCGAUGAUCGUCCUGCCGGAUCUACCAUCGACGGCGAAAUUCUUGACCGAGAGGGAGCGAUUUAUUGCCGUGGACCGAGUGUCGAAGAACAAGCAGGGUGUCAAGAAUCGCAAAUUCUCCCGACAUCAAGCCUGGCAAACGGUGGCCGACCCGAAGACGUGGAUUCUGUUUGUCAUGGCGGUAGGAGCGCAAGUCCCAAACUCAGCGCUGACCUCCUUCACCUCGCUCAUCAUCAAGUCGUUUGGCUUCGGUACGCUUGGGACGCAGUAUCUACAGAUUCCUGGCGGAGCGGUGCAGUUCUUGUCGUUGCUGGGAGGAGGAAUCAUCUGCUCGAAGUUCCCAAACAUUCGCUGUCCGACCAUGAUUGUCGCAAACUUGAUCUGUAUCAGCGGCGCAGCGAUGUUGGUGGGCUUGCCGGCGGAUAUCAAGUGGGGCAGACUGGUGGCGAUCUGGUUGUGCUACUUCCAAGGACUUGGCUUCUCGAUGUCGUUAACGAUGAUCAGCUCGAAUGUGGCUGGCUACACGAAGAAGCAGCUGACCGGUGCCAUCCUCUUCACUGGAUAUUGUGUUGGUAACAUCGUCGGUCCUCAAACGUUCAAGAGCAGUGAGAAAGACUUCCACUCGGCGUAUAUUGCCAUGCUUGUGGGAUACUCGAUUAAGCUUGCGUGUGUGGUGAUUCUGUACAUCUACAUGUACUCGGUCAAUAAGAAGCGGGAUCGAGAAGCAGCGGCCGCGGGUACCUUGAGUGAUGAGGAAGAGAGGGCUGCCAUUGAGCAGGGCAUGCAUGAUGUGACGGAGCUGGACAAUAAGGGGUUCAGAUAUGCUUUAUAG
Molecule: messenger RNA, 1509 nt
Organism: Zymoseptoria tritici IPO323
Lineage: Eukaryota; Fungi; Ascomycota; Dothideomycetes; Mycosphaerellales; Mycosphaerellaceae
Exons: 6
Coding region: 1-1509 (502 amino acids)
Biological process (GO): tripeptide transport; transmembrane transport; allantoate transport
Cellular component (GO): plasma membrane
Molecular function (GO): allantoate transmembrane transporter activity; dipeptide transmembrane transporter activity
Source: RefSeq, a predicted model, not a curated record